This is a messenger RNA of Oncorhynchus masou masou (cherry salmon), 7056 nucleotides long. RefSeq names its product myocardin-related transcription factor B-like. Gene Ontology annotation, cellular component: nucleus. The coding region runs from base 735 to 3533 and encodes 932 amino acids. Gene Ontology annotation, molecular function: transcription coactivator activity. NCBI's taxonomy places the organism in Eukaryota, Metazoa, Chordata, Actinopteri, Salmoniformes, Salmonidae. The transcript has 15 exons. The record is from RefSeq and is a predicted model, not a curated record. Gene Ontology annotation, biological process: positive regulation of transcription by RNA polymerase II; smooth muscle cell differentiation.
AGACAGGCAGAGCGAGAUUGGAGAGACUGGAGAGAGAGAGGGAGGGACUGUACGUACCAGACUGUGAGAAACAGUUCUCUUACCAUACGCUCCUAGCUGGGUGUUUUCCCUCAUUACCUAACCCUCAUGCUGGUCCUCGUUCCUCACUGCCCUGAUCACUCCAUGGGACUCCAGACCCGGCCGCUAAGCGACCCGGCUCUCUCCUCCUCUAUGGCGUGCCUCGACGUGGAGUCCCCCGCCGUCUGCAGGGCUAGUGACCGCUGCAGAACUUCCUCCAGAACAAGAUUCAUGAAAAAACUGCUAACCUGACCCUGGUGUGAACGUGUAAUGGGAACCAUGGAUAGGGAGCAGGAACACAGUGUUCUGAGCCAUGGAGGCGCAGAGGGGCUUUGUAAAAGUUUUGGGGGCUCUGAGCAUGGGCUCAGUUGCUCCCCUGCCUUGGCUCCCUGGGACACUCUGUGCUCAUCUGUCCACCAGUGGGAGCGGGUCCCCCCCACUCUGUACAAUGCUUUGGGUUCCAGUCCAGUCCCGGCCCCCACCCCCAUCCCACCUCCAGACUCCAUGGUUCCCAGGCCUUCUUCUCACAGCUGCCCAGUUUAUUUUAGCUGGAGUGAGUCACGUUGACCUGGUCAGACGCAGUGACUGUCCCAGGGGACUAGAGCAGAGCAGGCCUGGUCCUCCAGCGCCGCCUGCAGCAGAGACGCACCCGUGAGCAGCUAGUGGAGCAGGGCAUCAUGCCACCACUGAAAUGCCCUGCUGCCUUCCACGAACAGAUCCGCAGCCUGCAGAGGUCCAGGACUGAGAACUUCUUGAAGCACAAAAUCCGCAGUAGACCUGAACGUUCAGAGCUGGUCCGCAUGCACAUCCUGCAAGAGACCCAUGCGGAGCCCUCUCUGCAGGCCACUCAGAUGAUGUUGAAGAGAGCCAGGCUGGAGGAUGACCUCAAUGAGAAGCUGGCCCAGCGACCCGGCCCCAUGGAGCUGGUGGUCAAGAACAUUCUGCCUGUGGAACCCAGCCUUGUCAAGGACGGCGUCACCGAUCCCCCAGACGGUGAGGUGGAGAAUGACUUCCCCAAGACGAAAACACCUGAUGUGUACAACUUUGACGAGGACAGCAGCGACGCCCUGUCCCCAGAGCAGCCAGCCAGCCAGGAGUCCCAGAGCUCCUCUGCCCCCUCACCCUCCCCCAGAACCCCCAGGGUGACAGAAGCCCCUGUUGCCCUCUCCACCUCCCCACCGACCAGCUCCAUCACCAUGAAGCACUGCCCACCUACCUCCCAGUCCACAACAGACUUCUUCAACUUCUCUCAUGUCUCCACCAAUGAGCAUCAGAACAAUCGCCUGGAGACCACGCCUCAGCCAAUCACCAUUGUUGCCACUCCAAAGCCGGGGCCCAUGUUAGUAAAGCAAAGCCAGCCGAAGACACCCAAUGACAAGAGCCGCAGUAAGAAGAAUAAGGAUCCCAAGCCACGGGUGAAGAAGCUAAAGUACCACCAGUACAUCCCCCCGGACCAGAAACAGGAGGCCAACGAGGCCCCCAUGGACUCAGCCUACGCCAGGCUCCUGCAUCAGCAGCAGCAGUUCCUCCAGCUGCAGAUACUGAGCCAGCAGCAGCAGCACUAUAACUACCAGACCAUCCUGCCUGCCCCACUCAAGUCGGCGGAGGGUCAGAACAGCUGCUCCAACAUGUCUCUGAGUGGCAGCAGUCUGUCCAGUCCCAUCAUGGUCUCUCUACCCAGCGCUGCCCCAGCACGGUCUAACCAGACUCUGACAAACCGCAAGCCUGGUGUCCUACCUGCCAACCUGGACGAAAUGAAGGUAGCUGAGCUGAAGAUGGAGCUGAAACUGAGAGGUCUUCCGGUGUCUGGCACCAAGACUGACCUGAUAGAGAGACUAAAGCCUUAUCAGGAGAUCCCCAGCAGCCAGGCUGCCACUGCCAUGGAGCUGACAGGCUACACAGGGGCCCCACAACCUGAGAGCAUGAGCUCCACACCUCCUGUGUCACCAGUGCCCUCGGAGGUCUCCAGCCUGGGCAUGGAGGAGGCUGGAAUGCCAGGAGCUCUUUCCCCAGCUCGGCCCACUCCUUCUGGGUCGUCUCCCCUCCAAGGCCGCCUGGAGGACAGCCCAAUGGAAACCAGAACCUCAGAGAAGGACCAUCGACUGCACGAGAAGGAGCGUCAGAUCGAGGAGCUGAUGAGGAAGCUGGAGCAGGAGCAGAAGCUGGUGGAGGAGCUGAAGAUGCAGCUAGAGGUGGAGAAGAGGGGUCUGCCCAGCCCUCCAGCCCCCAUGGCCCUGGCCCAGGUCAAAGAAGAGGGCAGGGCCGCCUCAAUCUGCUCUGCCUCUGCGCAUAGCCCACUAGCAGUGGUGAAACAGGAGGAGCCCAGCUCAGGCCAGGUGCAGACGUCCCCCCUGCCUCAGUUCUUCAUCAGCCACCAGCAGGUGCCUCAGGUCCUCAGACAGCCCCAGCCUCAGACCUCACUGUCUGGCCAGCCUGGGACACAGAUCCUGCUGCCUGUCUCCCUGCCCACCAGCACUGCCACCAUCCAGCUACCGAACAACAGCAUUAAGCUGCAGGUCAGAGAGCCAGUCCUGCAGACCACAUUUAGUACUACAGCUCCAGGCCUCUUCCAGAAAACAGAGGCCUCAGCACCCCACCAACAACAACACACCACCCAGACCCAACCCAUAGCACAGAUGACAGUCCCACUGUGCACCACCACCACCUCAGGCUCUGGGUUCCAGUUCAGAGCAGGCCCAGGUCAGACAGAGAUCCCCCAGUGUUUCCUAAACACUUUCCCAGGGAGCAGGUCCCCUGCCAGGGCCUCGUCCAACCAAGCAGUCCCCAAUGGUCCAACAAAUAAGUCCCCUUCUCCCUGCCAGCCCAACUUCUCAAACCACAUCCCCAAGAGUAAGGACCCGCCACGCUACGAAGAGGCCGUUAAACAGACGCGCAGAAUGCAGACUGCUGCACAGGUACCCACUGCAACCAGCCAGCACAUGGAUGACCUGUUUGACGUGUUGAUCGAGAGUGGAGAGAUCUCCCCCUUCGUCAGACUGGACCCUUCCUUUCCAGACAAGCUGCUUCCUGUGACCGCCAGCGUAACCACCCUGCCCUUCAACACGGUGCUAUCCCGCCCCCCGCCCCAGAUCCAGGUGGCCCGCCCGCCUGCCCCCACCCUUAACCCCCCGGCCCCACCCAGCCUGACAGGCCUGGCCAUAGACAACCAGCUGGAGGCCUUCCUGGAAUGCACGCUGAAGGGGGAGACUGAGCCCCAGACACUGAGGUUGAUGGAAGAGCUGCACAGUCAGCUGCUGGAGCACUCCCCCAUGGACACGGACACCACCGGGUUCAACAAUGUCAGUGCACCCCCCUCCAGCUACCACCUGGACCACACCAACCUGGACAACAUGGAGUGGCUGGACCUGACCAUGCCCGGGCCGACGGGGGGACUCAACCCACUAGGCCUUCCCCCGUCUGGGGUCUUCUCCUCUGACUUCCUGGACUCCCAUGACCUGCAACUACAUUGGGAAUAAGGGGCGUCAAUGUGACCUCCACCCCCCACCCCACCCAAACAGGCCUGUUCAGACAGAGGGCUGUCAGGGAGAGACACACACAUACUGAUAAGUGAGACGGAGAGGUCAGUCCUUCUCCAGUGGAAGUGGGGGAGGAGAGUGCAGUGCUGCUGGCCUUGAGUCCCUGCAGGGCUACAGCAGCACUAGUGGUGGAUCUCACUGCUCUGAGCAGAUCGGAGUGCUAGAGGCAUGGACCCUCCUUUGUCAUUGGAUAUACAGUGUAGCUGUUUCCCUCUGAGGUAUCGUCCCUCAUAACAGCCACUCAUUCUAAGGAAGGCUAAGCACCCGCUGGGCUGUGGUAUAGAUCAAUGGUAUGAAGAGGUCGAUCUCCCCCUGUGAUCUCUUUCAGAAGAGGACCUGGUCUGAGGAAGGGUGGUCUCUCCUGAAAUAGUGCUACAGUAGAUAAGGAGCGGGAUCAGGAAAUGUGAUCCUGGCUCAGGAUGAGAACACGCUAGUGGAAACAGAUGUUGACCCAGGUGUUAGAGAAUUUCACGCCUGGUUCUGACUGCGCCAGUGGCAUGGUUACUGAGUGACUUUCGUGAUAAAUUUGACAGACAGCGCAGAGAGAUUGUAUAUAUUAUAAGCCUAUGUCUACAGUAGCAGUAGUCUGUCUGCUCUGCUGCAUACAUCACUAAGGCCGCUUUAUUACAGUCCUGUGUAUGUAUAUGACAUAUUGGAAUGUGGUAUUAGCUUAGCAUUAUGGCUUUGAAAUAACUGCUAUUGCUUUACUCAGUGCCCCCAUGCGAUUCCCAUCACGGGAGGGAAUUGGACACAGAUGCGAAAAGACUGCACAUAUUGCAUUAUGCCUUAUAAGACCAUUUGCCAAAUAUCUUGAUAUUUUUAACACGUUUCUUUCACUUAAUUCAACUAAAGACUUUCCAAAGAGUACACAGAGUGAUGACUGAUUGUGUUGUAACUAAAAUAAAGCAGGAGACUACUUAAAGUGAGUGUUAACAGUAAGCACCCUUAUGUCAUGUAAGAUAAAACAGUGAGUGCACGAUACCCUCAUUUAGUAUCAUUGGUUGACAAUACGAUAGCUGUCGCCCUGAGAACUCUUGAAUUAAUCCAAAUUAGAAGUUGAGAGCCAUCACAUUUUUAGCAGCUGUUGUUCUUACUCUAUUCUUGUGUAGGGGAGAGUAGGGCCAAUGUGAGUUUGUUUACCAAACUACAACGUGCUUUGCCUGAGUGUGCAUGGGGUCACAAUAGGUGGCACAGCACCGCUGUAGCUAGCUAGCCCAGGCCUAUGUCCUUUAUAUUAUCGACAAAAGAGCCUUUGAAAAUAUUCUCUCUCUCAACCCUAUUGUCAGGUCUGGAGUGGAUUUAUCCCAAUGUACAGAUCAGCUGAAUCCUGCUUGUUUAUGUGUGACAUGCAGUGCACCUGAGCUAGAGCUGGUGUGUAGAGCUGGUGUGUAGAGCUGGUGUGUAGAGCUGGUGUCUGUGUGUGCACUGCACAUCUGUGUUGCAUAUCGCUUUUGCUUGUUUUGACUCUAGGAACUGGCAGAAAUAUAGCCAGUAAAUUCCCCUCGGCAUUUCAAUGGCUCUCUUCAAUAUACCGUCUGACCUUAGUUGGCUGACAUACCGAGAACAAACAAAUUGACAUCAUUCAGUUUGACAAGCCAAGGAGUCACAGUGAAUCAGCAGAGGUGAUUCAAGGCUGUCUUGUGCUUUUGUGAUCAGUUUAGCAAUAUUUGUGGCUAUAGUUCUGCAGGUUCAAAUGUAAGCAUCAUUAUUGUAUAAUUUUGUUGUAGUAGGCCUGAUGUGUCUCUAUUCAUGAAGCCUUAGUCCAGCAGAUUAUGUAGGAUCGGGAUUUCAGCCACUCACAUCACAUCAAGAGGCAACCUUUCAAAACACCUUUCAAAACACAUUUCAAAGCAGUGUGUGAUCCAUAUGUACAAUUACUACCAACAGAUGGGUAUUAAAAUGAUCUCCACACUGUUGUAAUAGCCUUGGUUUUCACUCCUCUCUCCCAGUUGAAGUCUUCUUUUAGGUCAAAAUCCUACAUGAUUAUUGCAAUCGUACACAUGUAGUUAAAAAAUUACAUUACAGUGACAUAUACUGGCCAAAGAUCAAAUGUGAAAGCAUUUGAAAUGUUGAACCAACGGUUAAAAUGGGUUAAGGCAGAGGGGUUUACAGAUGGGUUGACUUUACAAAAGUUGUCAGUCCUCUUUAUCAAGCAGUCUGGGCUACACAACGGAUAACUGCCUUUAGAAACACAGAAACCUUUCUGCAAUUUAGUAGAGCCCCCAAAAAUGGAAGAAGCUUUAAAACACUAUUCGGCAUGAUAAAGUUUGACGCACCAACGACAGCAUAAGCAUUCAUUGGAAAUACACUGCAGACCGUGCUAAAGAAAUAUGUAUUUCAACGGUUUGGAUCAAUUCUAGCCUACCUGUCUGUCCCCUACCAAAGAAAAUGACUUAUAGGUCCAAUGCAGCUGUUUUUAACUCAAUAUCAAAUACUUUCUGAGUAACAAUGAAGUACCUUACUGUUAUUGUUUUCACUUAAAAUGAUCAAAAAGAAACUAAAACAGCUCCUUAGCAAAGAGCAAUAAUUUUACUAUGACUGUCUGGGAGUGGUCUGAGUGAGGAGGGGGAAACUGAAAACUAGCUGAUAUUGGCAGAGAGGUUUGGAACUAGACACACCGGUGUGCCAGACACACUGGUUUGAGUCUGUCAAUAACUGCAAAGCUGCUGGGUUUUCAUGCUCAACAGUUUCCCGUGUGUAUCAAGAAUGGUCCACCACCCAAAGGAUAUCCAGCCAACUUGACACAACUGUGAGAAGCAAGCAUUGGAGUAAACAUGGGCCAGCAUCUCUGUGGAACACUUCAACACCUUGUAGUCCAUGCGCCGACAAAUUGAGUCUGUUCUGGGGGGGAAAGAGGGGUGCAACUCAAUGUUAGGAAGCUGUUCCUAAUUCCUAAUGUUUUGUACAGUGUAUAUAAAUGCUUUUGAGUGCACUGGUCCUUUAAUGCCUCAAUGUCACACAUUUCUGUUAGAAAUACAGACAAAAGUACUUAAAUUGCAAAGCAGUUUACACUGUGAGUGGAUAAAAAUGGGUAGCUAAUCAAAAAAACACUGCCUGCUCCUGAUUGGUCUUUGUGCACAACUUUGUUUUUGUCUGAGCAUCAGUGCCCCAUUGAUCAUGUGUCCAAACUACAGAAAGGGAGAAUGAGCUGGAAUCAGAAGUCAUUUUAUUUGUACUAUACUAGUAUAGCCCCUUCCCUUGCAAUGGUGUAUUGAUACAUAGUUAGUAUGCCAUACAUUUUGCACAUUGUGUAUAUAUUUUGUCAUGCAUUUAAAAAAAACUUUUUUUUUUUUUUUUUUACAAAUGUCGCACAUGAGCUCUUUUCGUACAUUUUAUACAAAUGUAGCACAUCUAAGCUCUUUUGUAUUAAGACUGUUUGGUGUAUACAGUAUGCAUACUACUGUAUACCCAUAAUGUGUAUAUAUAGCCUUUUUGUGUCAAUAAAAACGGUCAUGUACAUUGA